AUGGCCGAUGACCUGGUGCAACUAGAUUCUUUGAACCAACGCUGCACUUGGAAAUUGGGCCCUGAUGCCAGACAGCCACCUUCGGCGGACGACCUCGCAAUGCUCAUGCUCACACCUGGCAGCACAGGAAACUCCAAAGCCGUGUUCAUCUCCAAUGGCCAAGCUCUUGCUUCUGUCAGUGCCAAAGCUGCUGUUCGACUUCUGCCAAAGGAUAAGCCAUUCCUAAACUGGAUCGGCCUCGACCAUGUUGCCGGCCUCUUGGAAAUUCACCCCCAAGCGCUUUACCUUGGUGUUGACCAGGUUCACGUCGCUGCGUCCGACAUGGUCUCUUCCCCUCUCGAUUUUCUGAGGUUCAAGUUACUCAGCCAUCAUCAAGUCAGCCGAACUUUUGCGCCCAACUUUUUCCUCGCUGCUCUGAUUGCGGCUGAACACCAGAAGCGUCACAGAAAGGCUACUUAUGAGCCGCAUUGGGAUCUCAGCAACUUGUUCAUCCUGGGAUCUGGAGGAGAAGCGAACGACACGGUUGCCGCUGUUGCUGUCUCGGAAUUACUACAACGCCAUGGACCCGCUGACGCACUUCUACCUGGGUUUGGCGUGACUGAGACAUGUGCUGGUUGCUUAUACAGCAAAGACUGCCCAGCUUAUGACGUGGUUUCAAGUCGGCAGCAGGUCUCUCUGGGUGAACCCACGGCGGGAGUUGAGAUGCGAGUCAUUCAGAGGAUGGGAGGGAGGCCCCUCAAGCGCAUGAAGGAGACCUAG
Messenger RNA from Diaporthe citri, 759 nucleotides. RefSeq lists its product as uncharacterized. The record is from RefSeq and is a predicted model, not a curated record. Gene Ontology annotation, molecular function: CoA-ligase activity. Lineage: Eukaryota; Fungi; Ascomycota; Sordariomycetes; Diaporthales; Diaporthaceae. The transcript has a single exon. Gene Ontology annotation, biological process: secondary metabolic process. Bases 1 to 759 code for a protein of 252 amino acids.